Molecule: messenger RNA, 718 nt
Organism: Glossina fuscipes
Lineage: Eukaryota; Metazoa; Arthropoda; Insecta; Diptera; Glossinidae
Gene: HemK2
Product: methyltransferase N6AMT1
Exons: 1
Coding region: 26-664 (212 amino acids)
Biological process (GO): methylation
Cellular component (GO): eRF1 methyltransferase complex
Molecular function (GO): protein methyltransferase activity; S-adenosylmethionine-dependent methyltransferase activity; nucleic acid binding
Source: RefSeq, a predicted model, not a curated record
AUUCCCUAAGCAAAAUUCGAAAAUAAUGGAAACACCAUAUAUCGAUCAUUUGUCAGAUACGGAUUAUGAAAAUAUCUAUGAACCCUCACAAGAUUCUUUUUUGCUAUUAGAUGCUCUAGAAAUUGAUCUAAAGUUUAUAGAACAAGAACUAAACCCUAAUUUAUGCUUAGAGAUUGGCCCAGGUAGUGGAAUAAUUAUUACAGCUUUAUCAAAGCGCUUGUCCUCCAGCACAUUGUGCUUAGCUGUAGAUAUCAAUCGCUAUGCAGCAUGCGCGACAAAGCGUACAGCCCAGCGUAAUGGUGUGGAGGUGGAAUGUAUAUGCGGUAAUCUAGUAGAUAAUGUGCGUUGCAAUUUAAUAGAUUUGCUGCUAUUCAAUCCUCCCUAUGUUGUUACGGCAGACGAGGAAAUCCGAGAUGCUAAAAGCAAAUUAGUGCAUUCCUGGGCGGGCGGUAAGCAUGGCAGACGAAUCAUUGAUACUUUAUUGGUGAAAUUGCCGGAAAUUUUAUCACCACGAGGAGUAUUGUAUCUCCUGCUAUUAAAAGAAAAUAAACCAGAAGAAGUGAUGCAAGCACUGACAAAGCUCGGUUUUAAAAGCGAAAAAUUGAUUGAACGAAGAAUACCUGGUGAAUAUUUAUAUGUAUUAAAAGUACGACAUCGAUUGUAAUAUGAGAUUUUCUUUGGUUAAGUUACUGGCAAUAAUUUGAAGAUAAAGAAAAAA